GUAUGAACUCUCCCCAUUUUGACUUCGUCUUCCAUCAUUCAUUUUUUCAUCUGCUAGUUGCUUGGAAGCACAAGCCUGACCAUGACCACGACGAACAAAGCAAGGAGCCCAUACGUCACAACAACCUUAUAUUUAAUGCUCCUUAGCCGGUCUGAAAACGACCCUUUUAACACCUUGUCCUUUCUAUAUUCAUCCCAUUUCUUCAACCUCAUUUUUCACACUUUCAUGGUCAAUAUCAACAACAACAAGACCAAAAUACAAUCUGGGUCGGUCUUAUUCUUCGCUAUUUCUCUUUCUUUCUAUGUUCUUUUCACUCUCCUUCAUUUGUUAUACUUUGAUUGUUUCUAGUUUUCCAAAUUGAAGACAAAAGAUUCAAACUUUCUCAAAUUCAAAUAGGCCCAUUAAGUUUUUGUGAAAAAUAAGGAAAAACAUGGAAAAGGAGGAUUUUUCUGAGAUGCUUUCAAGGAUGGAAGUUUUGGUUGAUGAGGUUGUUAUUUUUGCUAAGAAAUCUGAAAUUGAGGUAGAGGCUUUUUCGGAGUUUGGAAACUUGGUUGAGAAACUAUCACCAAUCUUGAAUGAAUUGAGUGAUAAAAGUAUUGUUUUGGAUAAGCCGUCGAUAAGAAAAUCGUUGGAAUCUAUUGAGAAUGAGUUACGUCGUGCUAGAAUUUUAACGAAAAGCUUGAAUUUGAGACAUCCGGUUAAGCAAAUUGAGGAUAUGACGCAUGAUAUUGGUCGGUCGUUAGGAGUUUUGCUUGUUGCGAGUCUUGAAGUGUCUAUUGAUUUUAGAGAACAGAUUGGUGUAUUGCAAAGACAGAUGAUGAAUGCAAGAUUUGAUGGUGUUUGGAGUAUGACUUCGAGUCCAAAAUCGGAAAUUUUCGCGAAUGAAAUGAAGACGGUUGGGGAAAUAGAAGAGGAAAUAAUUGAUGUGUCUAUUGGUGAUGUGGUUUUGCAACUUAAGAAUGGUAAUGAUGAAGAAUUCGCGGUUUCGCUUCUGAGACUAAAGGAGUUCAUGAGAAGUGAGAAAUUGGACGGCGGGUUGAUUAACGAGGAAGCAACUAUUUCCAUUCUUUUCAAUCGGCUAAGUACGUGUAAGGCAGAUAAUAGGCUCGCCAUAAUUCAAUUGCUAAGACGUAUUGCUUUCGGAAAUGACGAGAAAAAGGAGAAGAUGGUUGAGGUUGAGUUUUUAUCGGCAGUGGUGAAGUCUCUUACAAGGGAUUCAGAAGAGAGAAGAGAAGCUGUAGGGUUGUUGCUAGACCUCUCUAACGUUCAAGCCGUUCGAAGGCGGAUCGGAAGAAUUCAAGGCUGUAUUGUUAUGUUGGUCGCCAUUCUUAACAGUGAUGACUCAGUUGCUUCACACGAUGCCGCAAAGUUGUUAGAUAUUUUAUCGAGUAAUAAUCAAAAUGCACUUCAUAUGGCCGAGGCCGGUUACUUUAGGCCGCUAGUUCAGUAUUUGAAGGAAGGCUCUGACAUGAACAAAAUCCUAAUGGCGACGGCACUUUCUAGGUUGGAACUUACCGAUAACAGCAAACUUACCCUCGGAGAAGAUGGAGCGAUCGAGCCACUUGUCAAAAUGUUCGUCACUGGGAAACUCGAAUCCAAGUUAUCAUCGCUAAACGCACUACAAAAUCUAUCUAGUUUGACCGAAAAUGUGCAACGUUUAAUUCAAUCAGGAAUUACAGGAUCUUUGCUACAACUUCUUUUCUCGGUAACAUCCGUGCUCAUGACUCUAAGAGAGCCUGCAUCAGCCAUUCUUGCAAGAAUCGCUCAGUCGGAAUCCAUACUCGUUAAUGAAGAUGUUGCUCAACAGAUGCUUUCGCUUUUGAAUCUUUCGAGCCCGAUAAUUCAGAGUCAUCUAUUAGAAGCUCUCAAUAGCAUGUCUUCGCAUCUCGGCGCAUCGAAAGUGAGAAGAAAAAUGAAAGAAAAAGGUGCACUUCAACUACUCUUACCCUUUCUUAAAGAAAGUAACACCAAAAUCAGGUGUAAGGUCUUGAAUUUGCUAUACACGCUCUCUAAAGAUAUAACCGACGAACUAACAGAAUAUCUCGACGAAACUCAUCUUUUAGAAAUUGUUAAUAUUGUCUCAACGUCCACGUCAGAGAGUGAAAAAGCCGCUGCGGUUGGCAUCCUGAGUAACCUUCCUGCUAGCGAUAAAAAAGUAACCGAUAUUCUAAAGCGUGCAAAUCUGCUACCGAUUUUGAUAUCAAUUUUGUAUUCUAGCAAUGCAAGUAAAUCACCAUCAACAAAUAGCUUAACCGAGAGCGCCACCGGUGUUAUAAACCGCUUCACGAACUCAUCCGACAAGAAACUACAACUCGUUUCAGUACAGCACGGGAUAAUCCCUUUGCUCGUAAAAUUACUCUCAACCGGUUCACCGAUCACGAAGUCAAGGGCUGCAAACUCCUUAACUCAACUAUCACAAAACUCUCUUUCUCUAAGAAAAUCUAGAAAAUCAAGAUGGUUAUGCGUUCAACCUUCAAAAAACGCAUAUUGCGAAGUUCAUGACGGAUAUUGCGUUGUCAAUAGCACAUUUUGUAUAGUAAAAGCGGGUGCGGUUUCUCGACUUAUCGAGAUAUUGGAAGAUAAAGAGAAGGAAGUAGUUGAAUCUUCUCUUGUUGCACUUUCAACUCUCUUGCAAGAUGAAAUAUGGGAGAAUGGUGUGAAUUUCAUUGCUAAAUUAUCAGGUGUGCAAGCUAUUAUAAAAAGCUUAGAAGUUGGUGAUGCAAAGGUUCAAGAAAAAGCAUUGUGGAUGUUGGAGAGAGUAUUUAAGAUUGAAGAACAUAGAGUGAAAUAUGGAGAAUCUGCUCAAGUGGUGCUUAUUGAUUUGGCACAAAAAAGUGAUUCUAGACUUAAGUCAACAGUUGCAAAAGUAUUGGCUGAGCUAGAGCUUUUGCAAGAUCAAUCAAGUUACUUUUGAAACAAGGCUUUCAUUAUGAGAAUUACUAUUGUGGAAGUGAUUUUUUGUUUUGCAAUCAAUUCAUUUAUAUAUUUUUUGGUGUACAUGCUUGUAUUUUAGAUUGUUUGGGAUGAAAUACAUAAAGCUAUAUAAAUGUAUGUAAUAAUUUGUUAGAAAUGAAAGAUUGUAAAAUAAGUUCAGGUGGACUAUGUAAGUAUAUCAUAAUAUUGGUAUUGUAGAAACAAGUCACGUAUCCAAGUCAACUGUCUCCACAUUAAUCUCUUUUUUAAUAUUUCCGGGAAAGUAUUCAUCACCAACCUCAAAUUUAG
This is a messenger RNA of Vicia villosa (hairy vetch), 3222 nucleotides long. RefSeq names its product U-box domain-containing protein 44-like. The record is from RefSeq and is a predicted model, not a curated record. The coding region runs from base 431 to 2914 and encodes 827 amino acids. Lineage: Eukaryota; Viridiplantae; Streptophyta; Magnoliopsida; Fabales; Fabaceae. Gene Ontology annotation, molecular function: protein binding. The transcript has 5 exons.